GACGAACCGCCUCAACCCCUCCCCCCACAUACACACACACACACACAAACACACACAGUGACAUCUAGACCUCGAACGGAAGGGGUGUAUGUCUUUCAGUCUCGGCCGGCAACAUGUCAAAUAUUCCGGGAGCAGCGCAACUCUUUGAUGAACUUGACAAGAAGUUGAUGGUGUACCUGCGAGAUGGAAGGACUCUCAUUGGGUACCUGCGCAGUGUUGACCAGUUUGCCAACCUGGUUCUGCACCGCACCAUUGAAAGGAUCCACGUCGGGAAUCGGUACGGCGACAUAGAGCGUGGCGUCUUUGUCAUCCGUGGGGAGAACGUGGUGCUGCUCGGAGAGAUUGACGAGACAAAAGAGGAGAAUGAUAGAUUAGAAAAUGUGAGCAUAGAAGAAAUCUUGGAGGCACAGCGAGUGGAGCAGGAGCGGCGGCAGGAGCAGGAGCAACUGCGGGCACGGUUCAUGAAGGAGCGAGGACUGCAGUACACAGCCGAGAUUGGACCAGACGACAUGUACUAGGGGAGUGCCUUAAAAAGAUCCAUGGUAGACUCGUGGUGACCUGUACCUGAGCUGUGGCUUGUUCCUCCUGCUGUUGGUGUUGAGUUUGCUGCUGCAGCUCCCCAGACAGAGGGAAAUCCCCCUCCUGGAAGACCCCUGCCAUGCCUGUCAGCUCUGAGACAUCAGCCUCGGACAGUGUGGCAGUGGACUGCUGGCCGUACAGGCUGGUGGUGAGCAGUGCCUGUUGGUUGUCACCUUGCAGGUUUGAGCCAGCAGCCCUCACUGCCUCCAUGGCUAGCUCAUGCCGGUGAGUUUUCAUGUGCUUCUUGCAAUUAGUGUUGGUUUUGAAGGUUUUCUGGCAGUAUGGACACAUAUAUGGGCGUUCCUGUGAGAGAAAUAACAAAUGAGCUACUGAAGUAAACUUACAUGCAAAAGAAAAAUCACAAAUCCACUUAGACCAUAAUGAUUGUUAUGUCGAGUCUGGCACAAAACUCUCACCGAGGAGUGGAUUGUCUUGUGUCUCCUCAGACUCCCACUGGUGGCAAACAAGCGGCUGCAUUGUUCACAUUUGUGGGUGCGCUGGCCUGUGUGUGUCUUGUGGUGAGACUUGAGCACACUCAGUGAGAGAAACUGUCUGUGGGGAAGUUUUUAAAAUUAGGAUCUCAGGCUACAUAAGUCAUCUACAGAAUGGAAAAUACACAGACAAGGAAGGCAAUUAAUUAUCUGCAUGAUAAAGGAUAGGAGUUGGUAACCCAAUAGAGAGUAGUUUUGGAAUGUCAGGAAGAGGUUAUCUAAGUGCACCUGAAUGUAUCACAUAGGUACUGAGAGAAUCAAAUAAUAGAUGAGCUACUGUGGCAACCUCUAAUGAGGGGAGCUGAGAGAAUCAGCAAUCUGAUUAAACAGAAUUUGUAAAGAAUGAAUGUUGUCCUAAGUUCAUUAAUGUUAUCAUAGACUCCAGCUGAUGAAUCUGCAAAGUUGGAGUAAGAAAAGAUGGCUGAAGGGGCCGGCCAUUACUUGCUGCAGCUGUUACACUUAUAGGGCCGCUCCCCCGUGUGUGCCCGCUCGUGCUGUUUGAGGUGAGAUGACUUCUUGAAGGCAGCUGGGCAGUAGUGGCACUUGUGGGGGCGGUCCGGAGGAAACUCUCCUGUCUCAUUAGGGUAGAUCUGACUGUGGCGGGAUGGUUGCUUCACCGGACCUGUGCCAGAGACAUGACUCAAUCAGUACUGCUUGUCAUAAACUGAUAUAAACUUUUCAAUACUGUGAAUAUUUUGAUAAAUACAUUUUACAGUCUGAGUCUCCAGAACAAAGACACAUUUCAAUCACCAGCUGUUGUAAUGAGGAUGGGUUCCUGGAGAGGGAUGUUGGGCAGUGCCAUGUACUUCUUGCUGUGUGCCUGACGCAGCGGGGAGUGGGCAUGAGACAUCAUGUGAGCGUUGCGGUGAGAGAUGGUGCGGAAGACUUUGUGGCACUGGGAGCAGGGGUACGGCUUCUGGCCCGUGUGUAGCCUGCCAGGAGGAAUGGACACUGUGUAGCUUAAUGGAACAAAGAAGAAAAAUGUUAAGGUAUAAUACAAGUGAUACUAGAUGUAAGGAAGACAACCGAGUGUUCCUAUACAAGGUUCAUCAACACUCACUUGCCAUUGUCAUGCAAUGUCAUACAAUCUGAAAUAAAAAUAUUUAAAAUAUUUAAAAA
Molecule: messenger RNA, 2189 nt
Organism: Scylla paramamosain (green mud crab)
Lineage: Eukaryota; Metazoa; Arthropoda; Malacostraca; Decapoda; Portunidae
Gene: LSm1
Product: U6 snRNA-associated Sm-like protein LSm1
Exons: 4
Coding region: 114-518 (134 amino acids)
Biological process (GO): deadenylation-dependent decapping of nuclear-transcribed mRNA
Cellular component (GO): Lsm1-7-Pat1 complex; P-body
Molecular function (GO): RNA cap binding
Source: RefSeq, a predicted model, not a curated record